ACGACUCGGAUCCUUGGAAUCCCCUCCUGGUGUCUAGGUUGAACCGAACCAAAACCAUCGAGAAAGUGUUCCAAGACGUGGACAGAGUUUCUGGGCACGUCGGCCAAAUGCAUACCCCUUGUGACGGCGCGUAACAACGCCGGCGUCACAGCUCUUCCUAAACGACACCCAACAAACACGAAGGGCCGAACAGAUAGCAAGGCUGUAUGUGAGGGUACCGCUAGCGGUAUGAAUAUGAAGCCCGGUGCUCAUUUAUUGGGGAUUGGUGCCGCCGUUGGUGCUCCUCCUAGAUCACACCCAAUAAACACUAAGGAUCAGACGGAUAACGAGACAGCAUACAAUGAUACCGUCAGCGGUACGGAUACAGAGCCCAUUUCUCAUUCACCGGAUACCAGCGUAACAUCGUAUGAGACAGCGUAUGGUGAUGCCGCCAUUGGAACUCUUCCUAAACCACACCUAACAAACACCAUGGACCAAACGGAUAAUGAGGCAAAUGAUACCGCCGAUAAUAUGGAUAUAGAUUCAACUGCUCAUUUACCAGAGGUUAAUUUGGCAGUAUAUGAUGAUGCUGUCAUUGGAACUCUUCUUCAACCAGACCCAAAAAGCAUUAAGGACGAAACAGACAAUGAGGAAACAUAUAAGGAUACCGCCAACGGUAUAGAUACAGAGUCCAGUGCUCAUUCACCAGAGAUUAGUGGCCUACCAAAGGUCAAAGUUGAUAGCAUAGUUCAAUCCCAAGUGGUUGAUAAUUCCAACCCCCCAGAGGCUAGAAUCCCAACAAUUGGGUUGUCCACGGAAGAAAAGGAGAAAGACGAGAGUGAAUGUGGCGAAAGCGAGUCAUCUAUCACACACUCGCACCAUGAAAUAACGCGAAUUUUCCCGCCAGGCAAGCGGUUGGUUCAAAGAAUAAUCGCCCGCUGCCGUGGGUUUCUAUCUGCCCCCCGAGUGAGCACCUAUUGCGGUUUUAGGUCUGUGUCGCCACAGUAUACCGGCAAUUCCAGCCCAAUUCCCCAUUUCAAGGAAUCUAGGACUGGGAAACGGAAAUACGGAGAGGUUUUUCCUGAUGAUUCGACUCAGGGCCAGGUACACGGGAAUGACGGCGAGGAGAGCCGACCCGUCGUCGGCCGUCGACGGAAUAAAAGACAAGCCCGGACAAGGAACUUCGCUUGCGCGUUCAACGUCUUCGAUGAUUGGAAGUACUCUGGCUCGUUCUCACUACGAUAUGCAUCCUGCGGAAAUAAUGGAUUUGACACAAUCAGUCACUACAAGCAGCAUAUAAGACGCAUUCACAUCCUACAUCAAUGCUCUCGAUGCGAGGAGAUCUUUAGGCAGCAAGGGGAUCUUGAAACUCACCUACUUGAAGAUCCAAGGUGCGAGGAAAAACAGUUCAUACGGAAAGACGGCUUGUCCCAGACCGAAUGGGAGGCUGUAAAGAAAGCUUUCGAGCACCCGGAUGACCGUUACGACGACGAGAAACGGUGGUUUCGUGUUUGGGAUGUAUUAUUCCCUGGAGUGACAAGGCCUCCUGACCCUUAUUACAGAGACUGUCGCCUUUCUUCACGUGACAGAGUCAUCGACUAUAUGAAAAACCACCGAGCCGAACAUUCUAUCGGAAACGACGACAACGUGAUGAGAAUGGUGAUUUCUGCUCUGAAUAACGCCAUGCCAAGCGCGCCACCUAUUGAGUUAGAUGCUGGUAGCUUCAACGCUUCACCGAUGCAAGCACCAACAGCAAAUAAUGACACAAAUUCAGCCCAAAGGAACAAUCCGAGUGCUGGUGUGCCCAGUAUAUCUGAUUCUACUGAAGGCACCACAACCCAUACAUAUACGUCACUCUUAGGGCCGGGGACUGUCGUCUCCAGUACAUCUUUCCCGUCAAGGCAGCCAGUAUCAUCCAAUACUGACAUAUCAAAUACCACCUCCGACGUAUACCAAAGGAACGACCCGAACGCCAAUCCGUAUAAUAUGUAUGACACGUCCACCGGUGCUUGGCCAAUGCCUGCAGCCGUUACGGAAUUUGUUGAAAUGCAGGACUAUCAGGAUCACGAAGAAAGCACCGAGGAACGAUGCAGACAUGCUCGAUUAUCUGGUCCGCGUUCUGAUGAUUCAGCAAUGAGCCAAUUCGAUCAGCAGUCCGACUAUGUCACUAUGAGCCAAGUCUAUUUGAGCGGUGGUCUUCCGACCUCAGUGCAGUUUAAUGAGGAAGUCGAUACUGACUCCCAGCGCGAUUCCAUCUUUAAUCUUGACGACACCAAUAAUGAAGAUCAACACACCGAUUCUUAAGUGUUUCGAGUGCGGACUGGUGUCAUUAAGGCACCUAAAGGGUCAUGAAGAUACGAUUGGUAGGUGGUAGAUGGGAUUUAUGACACAGUAUAUGUUU
Molecule: messenger RNA, 2380 nt
Organism: Hypoxylon trugodes
Lineage: Eukaryota; Fungi; Ascomycota; Sordariomycetes; Xylariales; Hypoxylaceae
Exons: 5
Coding region: 229-2283 (684 amino acids)
Source: RefSeq, a predicted model, not a curated record